Symbiodinium necroappetens is the source of this 1251-nucleotide messenger RNA. The record is from the annotation of a GenBank genome assembly. NCBI's taxonomy places the organism in Eukaryota, Dinophyceae, Suessiales, Symbiodiniaceae.
AUGGGCUGCUCUGCCGGCGCACCUAUUCAGGACAAGGUGAAGCUUGAAGAGCUCCAGAACAUGCAAGCCCGGUUCCCGCUCCGCCGACCAGCGCUGCCUGGAGACAUCUUGCUCAGUGGCAACUUGCCCUCCGACGUGGUGGGACAGCUCGCGAGCCACUGCAGGGGAUGGCUGUAUUUGAAUGAGACCUCGGAUGAGCAUUACUUCCCUGCACCCAUCCAGGCAGCAGGCUGUGAGCUGGAGGUCGUCCCCUUCAAGCCAAGCAAAGACCUGCCAGCCAGCGUCGUUGAGCAGGUAGCUAGCUGCAUUGCCCGAAUGCCUCGUCCUUUGAUGAUCCAGUGCACCAGCGCAAACCGAGCUGCCAUCGCCAUGCUCGCGUGGAUGGCGAAGAUGCAUGGCUAUACGCCAGGCUGCAUAGACCUGUUGGUAGCAGAUCUCCAGAUCGACACCGUGAGACCCGAGGCCAAAGCUUGGCUCCAGUCGAGGUUGCCCUCGCUGGGAGAAAGGGAUGGUCCACUGAUUCAGCACAGCCCUGAGGUGAGGCAGUUCUUUGACCCCGUGUCCAGCACCUUGACGUACCUAAUUGCCUGUCCAGCCACCAAGCAAGCUGUGCUGAUCGAUCCAGUUUUGGAGCACAAGGAUCGUGAUCUGAAAGCUAUCAGGGAGCUGGGCUUGAAUUUGAAGUACGUGCUGAACACGCACUGCCACGCAGACCAUGUGACUUCCGGUGGUGUGAUCCGAAAGGAUUCCCCACAGGUGCAGACCAUCAUCUCCAAGAACUCUGGGGCACAAGCCGACAUCCACGUGCAGCACGGGGAGAAGGUGGCUUUUGGCGACCUUUCCCUGGAGGUUCGCGCCACUCCGGGCCACACCGAUGGCUGCGUGACAUAUGUUUUGAAGACCCAGACGGCCACGUUUGCCUUCACCGGUGACACCCUUCUGAUUCGUGGCUGCGGCAGGACAGACUUCCAGCAAGGCAACUCCUUAACUCUCCAUGACAGCGUUCACGCGCAGGUUUUCACUCUUCCAGAUGAUGCCCUCGUCUGUCCAGGCCAUGAUUACAAGGACAGAGGCGUGUCGACGGUGCUACAGGAGAAGAUGUUCAACCCUCGCCUGACGAAGUCGCCAGAGGAUUUUGCGAAGUUCAUGGAGGACCUAAACCUUCCGAACCCGAAGCAGAUUGACAUCGCGGUGCCAGCUAACAUGGCCUGUGGCGUGCAGUUCGACCCAUCUGAGAACCUCCCGAUCUAG